AUGGACCUUUCUCACUCUACUCUGAAGAUUGAGGAGGGAUCCUUUGACCAAUCUACUUCUUCUACGAUUGGCUAUGGUUCCCUGGGAGAGUUAAAGCCCGUUGCCACUUCUCUUGAUGAAUUGAGCGAAAAUGCCCAGCAGUUUCCUACGAUUCAAACAGUGCUGCUUCAUAACCAGGAAGCGACUCUGGUGGAUACUCCCCUUUCACUCUCGGUCCUCGCCUUCCGUCACUUGCUUCUCUCAAAAGGGAUCCUUCGUGACCUUUCCUCCCUCACAGGGUGGCGUCUCCAAUUCAACGGCGUCACUCUGGACGAUGCUGCUCCAUUGCACACUCUCUCUCUUCCGCCUGGCGCUCUCUUCUGCACCAUUGCAGUGCACGACAGCCACGAAAUUGUGUUCGACCCGCCUUCUUUCGACGGAAUCAACGCCGCCGUCGUGCCUCCCGUGAACAACACUAUCUAUUUCCGCUCCAUUGAGCGAUCGAAAGUCUCUCCGACCCAGCCUGCUGCGGAGGUCCCCGAGUCGACGUUCGCUUCCGAGCUGACGCAGCCGCGAGGCCCGGAAGUGAAGGAGGCGGAGUACGAUUACUUCCCAAUCCUGCGCCGUUCGGGCUAUUACAUGGUGCCUUCUCACUUUGAUAUGGCGAGCAAAUCGCAGGCGGAAGUGGCGAGUCUCGAGGGAUUCACGGUGGGUCAUGAAGGGGUGGGAGAGAUCUGCUGGGAAGGAGUCACGGAUGCGUGUUAUUUGAAUCUGGAUCAUCGAGUGGUGAUCGAAAAGGACCUGCACGGAGUGCCCUACGUGCAGCUGUACCCGCCAGAAUUGUACUUGCGACCUAUGCCUCCGGUGGGCUGCGAGCUAAACAAGAGAGCGAUUGUGAGACUCUUUAACAUGUAUCCGAUGACUCUUCGGUCCGACCAGGGAAUGGCUCGAUAUGAGGAGAUGCUGCGGCGGAUGGUGGAGUCGAUUGGAGGAGAGUGGCUUGGAUAUAACAGAGAAAAUGCAAUUUUAGAGUUUAGAGUUGAUCAUUUUUUGCCUGUUUGA
Blastocystis hominis is the source of this 1041-nucleotide messenger RNA. RefSeq lists its product as hypothetical. Lineage: Eukaryota; Bigyra; Opalinata; Blastocystidae. Gene Ontology annotation, cellular component: nuclear pore. Gene Ontology annotation, biological process: nucleocytoplasmic transport. The transcript has 2 exons. The record is from RefSeq and is a predicted model, not a curated record. The coding region runs from base 1 to 1041 and encodes 346 amino acids. Gene Ontology annotation, molecular function: structural constituent of nuclear pore.